Messenger RNA from Rhineura floridana, 1964 nucleotides. It is a transcript of the gene VTA1, whose product is annotated as vesicle trafficking 1. The coding region runs from base 295 to 1092 and encodes 265 amino acids. NCBI's taxonomy places the organism in Eukaryota, Metazoa, Chordata, Lepidosauria, Squamata, Rhineuridae. The transcript is spliced from 7 exons. Gene Ontology annotation, biological process: late endosome to vacuole transport via multivesicular body sorting pathway. Gene Ontology annotation, cellular component: multivesicular body. The record is from RefSeq and is a predicted model, not a curated record.
CCGAGAUAAUGACAGAGGAGCAGCUACUACUGCUUCAGACAGACACUGGGGGCCAUGAGCAUGAAGUUCACAGACCACUGAUAGUCUACUGAUCACAGUUUGGGAAGUUUAGGUGUUACAGAGUGAUAAGGAAACUGAAUGGAUGGAGGAGAGAGUGUUCAGGCAUAUAUGAAUUAUGCCUGAAGCUAUAGAAUUUAUUGUUUUGUUUGGUUCUAAAUUUGCAUGGUUUGAUCUUUGGAUAUAUCAAAUUGUUGGACUAGUCCUGUACAUUUUCCCAAAAUAAAUAUUGGACCCAUGAAAACAACAAUGUUUAAGCCACAGGUUACUGGUCAGUACAUCAUGGGAAACAGUGGUGAACAUGGCAUGAUGUCUUUCUCAAACCAGAUGAAGAAGCAGUUGGGUGAUAACGAAGCUAUUACUCAGGAAGUAGUUGGCUGUGCCCAUGUGGAGAAUUAUGCAUUGAAAAUGUUUCUUUAUGCAGAUAAUGAAGAUCGAGCCGGCCAAUUUCACAAAAAUAUGAUUAAGUCAUUUUAUACUGCAAGUCUUCUAAUAGAUGUCCUGACUGUGUUUGGAGAACUAACAGAUGAGAAUGUUCAACACAGAAAAUAUGCCAGGUGGAAGGCAGCAUAUAUUCAUAACUGUCUAAAGGAUGGAGAAACACCACAAUCUGGACCUAUUGGAAUGGAAGGGGAAUAUUACGAAAAUGAAGAAGUUGGCUCCCCUGCUCUACCCAAUCAAGAAUCUCAGUCGUCAUCUUCUGCGUUUGAACCAAGCAAUGUGUCCACGAGCAAUUACACUGGCAUACAAAUCCCACCCGGCGCUCAUGCACCAGCUAACACUCCUGCUGAAGUGCCUCAUAGCACAGGUGUAACAAGCAGUACAAUUCAACCCACUCCUCAGAAUGUUCCAAUAGUAGAUCCUUCUUUUUAUAAUGUCCAACCUACCGGGGAAAUUCGUUUGAGCCCCGAAGAUUUUGCCAAGGCCCAGAAAUAUUGCAAAUAUGCUGGCAGUGCUUUGCAGUAUGAAGAUGUGAACACUGCUGUGCAGAAUCUACAGAAAGCCCUCAAGUUACUGACUACAGGAAGAGAAUGAUGCCUUUGUCCACUGGAUUCAUGGCUUACACUUCAAGAACUUAACAGUCCAUUAGUCCUGCCUUCAACCUGUCAGGCAAACACAGUUGCACAAAAGCUUUUGAUUUCUUUGACAAGAAAACAAAAUCUGUGUCUCUGUUAUCGAAUUCUUUCUGUAGUCUAGUCUGGAACUACAGCCUGUCUUCAUUUCUUGGCAGAGAAACAAGAACCAUCUGGGGAUAGUGGUUUGAACUCAAGAUGCCACAUUGUAGGCACUUCUAGUCCAGUGUUGCAGAAUGCCCCAACAUUUGUACUACUUAUUAAAAAUACAUUUAAUUUUAUUUUUUUUUAAAUGGGGGGUAGGGAGUCUGUUAGAUUGUGCAUUUGUCGGGAGUAUCAAACUUAUUUGGAAAUACAGUAGGGUUUAAAAGUUCAAGUGAUGAUUGCGGAAAGAGUGCAGUACACCAUCAGAUUGUGAUAUGCCAAAAAGAGGCAGAACAAGGCUCCCCCCCCCCCCCGGCUUAGGAGCACUCAAAUCAAGCUAGAAAGAUUGGAAGCGUUAAAGAUAUUUCAGGCAAACCAUCUUAAUAGUUCCUAAUUGCAGUACUCAUCAAAUCUCUAUGAUCUGUUUUGUUUCUGGGGCUUUUUGCAUAUAAAAGGAAGGUGCAUCUGAAAUCUGAAGGCCAGCCCCAGAUAUCCUAAACUUUGAGAACAUUUGUGUUUAGUUCUAAACCUUAGAAAGAGGCCAUAACUAUAAUGAAAUAUUUGGGCUAGGUGUUUUUGGGGUUUCAGGAUAUGUUUAUUUGCAUCUAUUGCCAGAUAGUAAAAUAGCUACAUAAGUUUGUUUUCCACUAAUACUGGAUUGUAGACUCCAUUAAAGCAUCUUGCACCCCA